UCUGCUUGAUCUCUUCACAGUGUUGUAGAAAGUUAUUUCUGAGAUAUAGUCUAAUUUAAUGGUUGCAUCUCACCUUUAGUUAUGUCUCUUCGUGAUCUUCAGGUUUGGAAAUGGACAUUCUUUGCCUGCUUUCAUUGGUAUUGUGUCUGUCAAGAAAUUCAAAGGCCGAUAUACAUGGUAGCCAUUCCUGCAGUGAUCCAGGGAGGCUCAGAAGCCAAGCUUUGUGCCAGCCUUUUGCAGCCUGAUGAGGUCCUUGUCAUGACCAUAUCUCUGAUUGCCGAUGGACAGAAGGAAACUCUGCUGACCAAAAGUUCUGAACAAGAGUUUUACAGCUGCUUCCCGUUUCAGGUCCCUAAUGUGAAGAACAAAAAAGUUUACAUCUUUCAAGUGGAGGUUCGAGGAAAAACGUUUUUAUCAAUAGAGAAGAGAAAGGUCAUGAUCAUACCGUAUACAAUGAUUAACUUCAUUCAAACCGACAAACCAAUCUACAUCCCAGGACAAACAGUUCAUUUUAGAGUCAUCACCUUGGGUACUAAUUUCAACCCUGUCAAGCAACUGUAUGACAUUGUGGAAAUUCAGGAUCCUCAUCAAAACAGGAUUGGACAGUGGAUGAACAUUACAUCCAGGGGCAGCAUUCUCCAGCUUUCUUACUCCUUGAACUCUGAAGCACGUGAAGGAUCAUAUUUAAUUUCAGCGUGGGUUGGUGAAAAUGCAAGAUCGCAUAUGUUUACAGUUGAAAAAUAUGUUCUGCCAAAGUUUGAGAUCAAAAUAACCCACGAUGAAAUCAACAUUCGACAAGAGGAGCAUGAAGUGAGAAUUUGCGCAAUGUACACCUAUGGGAUGCCUGUACCUGGUAAAGCAGAGUUAGAUCUAUGCCGACCAUUCGGGUACAAUAUGCAUAUACUAUUCAUGGAAGAUUUAAAACCCCCCUGUGUCAAGCAGUCAGUAGAGCUGGACCAAACUGGCUGUGGUUCUCAUAACUUCAACUUGUCAUUUUUCACGAAGAAAACUGAACUGGAGCUUUCAGACGUGUUUACUUUGAAUGUUAAAGUAGAAGAGGAGGGGACAGGUGUGAUACGAUCAGAGGAAAAACAGGCUUCAAUUACUUAUGAGAUUGGAAAAAUCAGAUUUGUUGACACACCCAAAAUCUAUGAGCAUGGAUCAAUUAUUGAGGGCAAGGUAAAGGUUGUUGACUUUAAAAACAACCCCAUCGCUCAUAUGAUGGUGCACCUGUUUAAGGGACAUAUUUGGUACCCGACCUAUCUACAGAACCUGACCACGGACACUGAUGGUAUUGCUAGUUUCUCAAUCAACACAACCUUAAUGCCCAAAGAAAAUAUUAAACUCAAUGUAUACGACAAACCACAAUUUUCAUACCGAGAAUACAGGAUCCCCUAUUUCAGCAAUGGGAACCAUGAAAUCUCAGGGAUCCAGCCCACUUCCAUUCACAGGAAAACAUCCAGCUCUCUGUCUGUUCAGAAGAUUGAGGAACCAAUGCCAUGUGGAGAGGAAGUAUCUAUCACAGUCCAAUAUGCCAUCGUAGGUGAGACUGUUCCAAAAGGCUCAGUGGAUGUCAUCUACCUGGCCUUAUCCAGAGGGGUGUUAGUUCAGCAGGGACAUGUGAAGGUUCCCGUGCCGCAGGAGAAUUCUGCAACUGAGGGUGAUGUCACCUUAAAGCUGACAGUGGUUCCAGAGAUGGCACCGAUGGUACAGAUCCUUGUGUAUAGUAUUUUACCCAGUGAGACUGUCAUCGCCCACAGCACGAAAUUCCCCAUUGAGAAAUGCUUCAGAAACAAGGUGUCAGUGGAGUUCUCUCCCUCCAAGGCAGUCCCAGGGGAGAAGAACACCCUGCAGCUCUCUGCCCAGCCUGGCUCCCUCUGUGGCCUCAGUGCUGUGGAUCAGAGUGUUCACAUCAUGAAACCAGGGAUGAAGCUGAAUGCUGACCAGAUCUUUAAUCUGUUAUCUACCAACGAGACACCCCUUCCAUACGGGCUUGAAGACCCGGUAGGAUGUUUGCAUGUACGACCACGGAGAUCCAUGUUGGCAUACCCAAAUGUUCAUGAUAACAAUGAACCAUACACCACUUUCCAGAAAUUUGGAAUUAAGAUGGCUACUAAUCUGGCAAUAAGAGAACCUUUCUGCCUCCAUUACAAAGGGAGCAAGUUCGUCCGCUACACUGGUGGGAGUGGAUUAAUGUCUUACGGACACCCUGCAGGCGUAUCCAUGGGGAUGCUUAACUUUCCUGGAGAACCUGGAAUGGCAUAUGGGGAACCAUAUCUGCCAGCCAUACAGACAGUCCGUACGUUUUUCCCUGAAACAUGGAUAUGGGAUCUUGUGGAAGUUGGAGAGUCUGGAUCAGCAGAUGUUUCCCUUACAGUCCCAGACACCAUCACCACCUGGGAGACAGAGGCCUUCUGCUUGGGCCCCGGUGGGUUUGGUCUGGCUCCCCCAGUGAAGCUCACCGUCUUCCAGCCCUUCUUCCUGGAGGUCAUCCUGCCCUACUCCAUUAUCCGUGGAGAGAACUUUGAGCUGAAGGCCACUGUCUUCAACUACCUGUCCAAGUGCAUCAUGGUUUCUGUAACUCCAGCUGAGUCCUCAGACUACACUCUCACACCCUUGAAUGAUGUCCAGUACUCAUCAUGCUUGUGUGCCAAUGAACGAAAGACCUUCCGUUGGACACUGUCCCCUUCUGUCCUCGGAGUUUUGAAUGUGUCCGUUAGAGCAGAGGCUGUCCAGUCAGAUGUUUCCUGUGACAAUGAGAUUGUGACUGUACCGGAGAGAGGACGCAUCGACACAGUCACACGGAGGUUGCUGGUGAAGGCUGAGGGAACAGAGAAGACAGACACCCACAACUGGUUGCUUUGUCCAACUGGAGAAGCUCUGACAAAGGAGGUGGAACUGCAGCUCCCCAAGAAUGUGGUGGAUGGAUCUGAUCGAGCUUCACUGUCAGUCCUAGGGGACGUACUGGGUCGGGCCCUCAAGAACCUGGAUGGACUGCUGCAGAUGCCGUACGGGUGUGGAGAGCAGAACAUGGCCCUCCUUGCCCCCAAUAUCUACAUCCUAGAGUACCUGAACAACACGGCGCAGCUAACCCCAGCCAUCAGAGACAAAGCCACCAAGUUCCUCACUAGUGGUUACCAAAGGCAGCUGAACUACAAACAUUCUGAUGGUGCAUACAGUACAUUUGGACAAGGCUCUGGGAACACUUGGCUGACUGCUUUUGUCUUGAGAUCCUUUGGCAAAGCAAAGUCUUUCAUCUACAUUGAUCCAAAAAACAUUGCGCAAUCCAAGUCUUGGUUGGAAAGUCAACAAGGCAUGCAUGGCUGUUUCAACAGAAAGGGGAAGCUCUUUAACAACAGAAUGAAGGGUGGGGUAACAGAUGAAGUCACGUUGACAGCUUACAUCACCGCAUCAAUGCUGGAGCUCAACACGCCAGUGACAGAUCCUGUUGUGACCAGCAGCUUGUCUUGUCUGAGGAACUCAACCAGUGAUUUGUCCAACACCUACACUACUGCUCUGCUAGCCUACACCUUUACCCUAGCAGGGGACAUGGAGAUGCGGACACUGCUUCUGCAGCAUCUGGACAAGAUCGCUUUAAAAGAGGAGGGUCUCCUGCACUGGACCCAGACCUCCUCAGAGACCUCAGCCUCUCUAGCAGUGGAAAUCAGCUCCUAUGUUCUGCUGGCAUCGCUCAAUGUCGCCCCUCUGUCUAGUGCUGACCUGGGCUAUGCUUCCCUCAUAGUCAGGUGGUUGGUGAAGCAGCAGAACUCUCAUGGUGGCUUCUCUUCCACACAGGACACAGUGGUGGCCCUCCAGGCCCUGGCUCUCUACUCCACCAAGGUGUUCAGUAAUAAGGGCGCCAUCACAGUGACAAUACAGGCUCCUGGUGGGCAUACAUACCUCUUCGAACUCAACCAAAACAACAAACUUCUCUACCAGGAGAGGGAGCUGGAGGACACUAAAGGGAAAUACAGCGUGAAAGUGAAGGGCAAUGCUUGUGCAUCAGUGCAGGUGGCGCUCAGCUACAACAUCCCCACUCCUACUGACAACACAACACUCAGUAUCCAGGUGACACCAGUGGUUGACUGCAACAGCAACUCUUUGAGGACCAGAGUCAUGUUGCUUUUCACGGCUCAAUAUUAUGGAAAUCUUUCAGCCACCAAUAUGGUUAUAGUGGAUGUGAAAAUGCUGUCUGGAUUUGUCCCAGACCCAGAAUCUUUGCGUAAGCUGAGAGAUUCAUUUACAGUGGAUCGUGUAGAUAUCAAAGAUGACCAUGUGCUUAUGUACUUGAGUGAGUUAACACCACAAUUAUAUACAAUCUUCAUCCUGGAUAUCCUCCAGGAGCUGCCAGUACAGAAUCUAAAGCCAGCAGUGGUCAAGAUCUAUGACUACUACCAGCCAAGUGACCAGGCCGAGGCAGAAUAUGUCUUCCCUUGCAAGUAGGGGUUAAAGGCUUGUGUGGAAUUUUUCAUCUGGAAUUACUGGUGAUGAUACUAUUAUUUUAUUUCUUUGCUGCCUCACCACAUGAAUGCAUUCUUCUAUACAGUAAAAUCCUUUUACCUAAAUGCUGGUUUGUUUGUGAAGCAUUAAUUCAUUACAUGUAUUUAUUCAAUCACUGUGCCCUCUGCCGAUGUGAGCAGAUAGUUACAUUCACAGAGGCCACAUCUGCAACUCUUGAAAUCUUUCAAGCACUAUUAUUGAAAUAAAAGUGUUUCAUAAUAA
Molecule: messenger RNA, 4722 nt
Organism: Esox lucius (northern pike)
Lineage: Eukaryota; Metazoa; Chordata; Actinopteri; Esociformes; Esocidae
Product: alpha-2-macroglobulin
Exons: 35
Coding region: 82-4443 (1453 amino acids)
Cellular component (GO): extracellular region
Molecular function (GO): endopeptidase inhibitor activity
Source: RefSeq, a predicted model, not a curated record